GGAUAGAGGGCUGCGGUGCGGGCCGAACGACGCGUGCCUCACCGCCCAUUGUGUCGGAUCGAGGCACUGCAGUGUGCGUUGGAAUGACGCUGCGGAGGGGGAUGAGGGCCCGGCUGGAUGGUUGAUGCUACAUUGCACAGAGUCGAGCUUGGUGCAGCGAGACAGUGAGAUGGGCGGAUGCAGCAGACAGUGAGAUGGGCGGAUGCAGCAGACAGUGAGAUGGGCGGAUGCAGCAGACAGUGAAAUGUGCAGAUGCAGCAGACAGCGAGAUGGGCGGAUGCAGCAGACAGCAAGACGUGCAGAUGCAAGCAGACACGGCGAGAAAGAAAAGGCAUUCGCGGUAACCUCGUCGCACAGCCAGCACGGCGGCUCUACGCGGCCUCCUCCGGCUCCGGAGCCUCGCUUGCUUAGCACAGAGAUAGGCAUGUCUGCACGGGGAACGGCAGUUCUUAGCUGGAGCCGCUCUCUGAGCAGUCCUCUCCUCUCCUCGUUUCUCCCCUCUCCCUCCUUCGUGGCUGCGAUGCUGGCCGCAGACGUCUCACCCAAGCGCGGGCGGGCUCGGGCGCUAGAGCGUCGGUCCCAGACUUGCCCCCUGGCGCAGCAACGGACCGCGGGGAUCCGCACUGCCGCUUUUGGCAACACAGCGGCUGGGGGCCUACAUACAAACGCAGGCAUGGUGCUUACAUACAAACGCAGGCAUAGUGCCUACAUACAAACGCAGACACGGUGCUUACAUACAAACGCAGGCAUGGUGCUUACAUACAAACGCAGGCAUGGUGCUUACAUACAAACGCAGGCAUGGUGCCUACAUACAAACGCAGGCAUGGUGCCUACAUACAAACGCAGACAUGGUGCUUACAUACAAACGCAGGCGUGGUGCUUACAUACAAACGCAGCUUAUGCGGGGGAAAUGUGAUAAAGUAGCAUCGCGGGGGAAAUGUGAUAGAAUAGCAUCGCGGGGAAAUGUGAUAGAGUAGCAUCGCGGGGAAAUGUGAUAGAGUAGCAUCGCGGACGAGAGAAAGACAAGUGUG
Molecule: messenger RNA, 1031 nt
Organism: Didymella exigua CBS 183.55
Lineage: Eukaryota; Fungi; Ascomycota; Dothideomycetes; Pleosporales; Didymellaceae
Exons: 1
Coding region: 203-916 (237 amino acids)
Source: RefSeq, a predicted model, not a curated record